Messenger RNA from Rhodamnia argentea, 3626 nucleotides. RefSeq lists its product as uncharacterized. Bases 270 to 3356 code for a protein of 1028 amino acids. Gene Ontology annotation, molecular function: ATP binding; ATP hydrolysis activity. The transcript is spliced from 26 exons. Lineage: Eukaryota; Viridiplantae; Streptophyta; Magnoliopsida; Myrtales; Myrtaceae. Gene Ontology annotation, cellular component: mitochondrial outer membrane. The record is from RefSeq and is a predicted model, not a curated record.
GAGAGAGCAGAGUGACCCAGACCAGAUCUUUUCACUCUCUGAACGUUCUUCUCGCAGCUUCUCCCGCUUCCUCUUUUACCGCUCUCUCCCCGUUCAGCUCUUUACCCUUGAAAGUUUCUCGUCGUCUUUGAGCUGCCCAUUGAUUGAAGCGGCUGAAUUUCUCAGGCCUCUCGCUGUGGCUCGUCUGUGAAACGGCCAUGCGCCGCUCCUAGGUCUUGAACACACCGUAGAUAGUGUUUGCAGUGGGAAGAAAUUGUAGAUUAGUUGCCAUGUAUGCAAGUAGAUUGAAGUGCAAAAAGCAAAGAUGGAGUGUUGUGGUUCAAUCAUCCAAAUCACUUAGGUCUCACUUUCAAGAGCGUGCUCCUUCUCGGCCUUUGAGCUGCAUAGUAGUCUCGGAAAUCCACCAUCUGCAGUUCAGUUCAAUCAGAAGAUACCUGUCAGAGUUGCCUUCAUCUCAUGGUGUUGCAGCAGGAACUUACAUUAAGGGCUUGUAUCCGUGGCAUAAUUCUAGUCUGAACAGUUGUCAGUUACGUGCGUACAGUUCUGAAGGUGAUGGAAGAAAUGCAAGUGAGGAUAAACAAGAACCCACUAAAGAUGGGUCUAGCAUUGAUAGCGGAAAAUCCAUGCGGGACAGAGAAACGGCCACUGAUGUUGUCAGUGGUCGCGAUUCGCAUGCGAGACUGGGCGAACGGGACCAAAAGGAAUGGCUUCACAAUGAGAAACUGGCAAUUGAAAGUAAAAAGAAAGACUCGCCUUUCCUUAGUAGGCGUGAAAAAUUCAAGAACGAGUUUUUGCGAAGGAUUGUUCCUUGGGAGAAAAUAAGUGUUUCCUGGGAGACAUUUCCUUAUUACAUUAAUGAACACACCAAAAAUACCUUGGUAGAAUGUGUGGCAUCUCAUAUGAAACAUAAGAAGAUCAAUUCAUCUUAUGGUGCUCGCUUAAAUUCUUCCAGUGGGAGAAUACUGCUUCAGAGUGUUCCAGGGACCGAACUUUUUAGAGAGAGGAUAGUUAGAGCACUUGCUCAGGAUCUACAAGUUCCUUUGCUGGUGCUCGACAGCAGUGUACUUGCUCCAUAUGAUUUUGGUGAGGAUUGCUCAUCAGAAUCAGAUGAUGACCGUGCCGAAUCUGCAGAGGAUCGUGCUUCUGAGUCAGAGACUGAGGAUGAGAAUGAAGCAAGUAAUGAAGAAGAAUGGAACAGCAGUAGUGAAGCUAGAUCUGAUGGUAGUGAUGAUGAAGCAGAUGUGCAGGCAACUGCAGAAGCAGCCCUUAAGAAGCUUGUCCCAUGCAACCUUGAAGACUUCGCAAAGAGGGUUUCAGGAGAAUCAGAGAGUUCAUCUGAGUCAUCAAAGCCUGAAGAUGUUGCAAAUUCAAACCAACCGAAGCAGCAACUUAAGAGAGGGGAUCGAGUAAAAUACAUCGGACCUUCUCAAAAGAUUUCAGAUGAUGACAGGAUUGUAUUGGGGAAGAUACCGACUUCUGAGGGCCCCAUAAAUGCUUAUACAGUAAUACGUGGCAGGCCUUUAUCUACAGGCCAGCGUGGGGUAGUGUAUGAGGUGAGUUUAGACAGGGUAGCUGUUAUUUUGGAUACAAAUGAAAAUAAAGCUAGUGGUGAUGAGGCAGAUGAGACAUCCACUGAGCAAUCUACUCCACCGAUCUGGAUAAGUGUUAACGACAUUGAGCCUGAUUUGGACAGUCAAGCUGAAGAUUGUUACAUAGCAAUGGAGGCACUUUGCGAGGUCUUGCAUUCCCAGCAGCCUCUUGUUGUGUAUUUUCCAGACUCUUCACAAUGGUUGUCUAGGGCUGUUACCAAGGCGAACCGCUCAAAGUUUGUCAACAAAGUGCAUGAAAUGUUUGAUCAAUUACAGGGCCCUGUUGUUUUGAUAUGUGGUCAGAACAAAGUUGAAACAGGCUCAAAAGAGAGAGAGAAAUUUACAAUGAUACUCCCAAACAUUGGUCGCCUUGCCAAGCUGCCUCUUUCACUGAAGAGUCUCACUGAGGGUCUUAAGGCAAACCGGAGAUCUGAUGUUGACUCUAUACACAAUCUCUUCAACAACAUCCUUCAUGUACAUCCUCCCCAGGAGGAACAUCUCCUCAGGACGUUUAAUAAGCAGGUUGAAGAGGAUAGGAAGAUAAUCAUAUCGAGGAGUAAUAUAAAUGAACUAAAUCAGGUUCUUGAAGAACAUGAACUAUCUUGUAUGGACCUCCUACAUGUGAACACUGAAGGCGUGAUACUGACAAGACGGAAAGCUGAGAAAGUUGUUGGCUGGGCUAAAAAUCAUUAUUUAUCAUCUUGUGUGCAUCCUGCCAUUAAAGGAGACAGACUUUCCCUGCCACGUGAAAGCCUUGAAGUUGCAAUUGUCAGAUUGAAAGAGCAGGAGGCAGUAUCUCGGGAAACCUCCCUAAAUUUUAAGAACCUUGCGAGGGAUGACUAUGAGAGAAACUUUGUUUCGGCAGUGGUGCCUCCUGGCGAAGUUGGUGUUAGGUUUGAUGAUGUAGGUGCUCUUGAAGAUGUGAAAGAUGCACUUAAUGAACUUGUUAUUCUCCCCAUGAGGAGGCCAGAGCUUUUCUCUCGUGGAAAUCUGUUGAGGCCAUGCAAAGGAAUUUUACUUUUUGGGCCUCCUGGAACUGGGAAGACACUUCUUGCCAAGGCACUGGCAACAGAAGCAGGGGCGAAUUUUAUAAGUAUAACAGGUUCAACGAUGACAUCAAAGUGGUUCGGAGAUGCUGAGAAGCUAACAAAGGCUCUUUUUUCAUUUGCUAGCAGGCUCGCACCUGUCGUUAUAUUUGUUGAUGAGGUGGACAGUUUGCUUGGUGCUCGUGGUGGUUCCUAUGAACAUGAAGCUACUAGAAGAAUGAGAAAUGAAUUCAUGGCAGCUUGGGAUGGAUUGAGGUCUAAAGACAGCGAAAGAAUCCUCAUCCUUGGGGCAACAAAUCGGCCCUUUGACCUUGAUGAUGCUGUUAUCAGGCGAUUACCAAGAAGAUUAUACGUAGAUCUACCUGAUGCUGAAAACCGUAAGAAGAUUUUGAAGAUAAUUCUUGGGCAAGAGAAUCUAGAACAUGGUUUUGAGAUUGACAAGCUCGCAAGCAUGACUGAGGGAUACUCUGGGAGUGAUUUAAAGAACCUUUGUAUUGCUGCAGCAUAUAGGCCCGUUCAAGAACUUUUAGAGGAAGAAAAAAAGGGAAGCAAAAAUUCAUCUCCAACACCAAGGCCACUUAAUUUGGAUGAUUUCCUACAGUCAAAAAGCAAGGUUGCUCCAUCGGUUGCUUAUGAUGCUGCGAGCAUGAACGAGCUCAGAAAGUGGAACGAACAGUACGGAGAAGGGGGAAGCCGGAGAAAAUCACCGUUUGGUUUCUAGGAAGAACAACAGAACAGGUCACUAAUUCCAUUUUCCUGAUUUUUUGCCCUUUUCCAUUGAAAGUGUCCUCCCGGUUACAGUGUUGCUUCCAAUCUCAAGAGACCCCACAAUUAAAUCCCUUCUAAGAUGGUGAACGGAGAAGCUUUUAUGUUUUGUAGCUAUAGUUCUUUUUCUUUGUUAGAACUGGAAUUAGGGCAUGUACAUUAAACCAUUUCUUCUUUUUAGUCGUUGGCAAUCCUUACCGAUAUAGAUAAUAAGAACACAGAUUUU